GGUAAACUAUUCAUCAUUUCGUCAGUAGCUCACGGAUUGUGAGUGAAAUUUGUUUUUCUUUGUGGCAUACGACUUUUCCAAAUUGAAAAAAAAAUAAAUACAAUUUGAGAUAUUAAACAGAAUCUCAGUGAAGCAAACAGAUUUGGCUGUAAAAGGGGCAUACAUUUGUUCUUAAAUUUUGAAUAACUACGAAAAUGGACGCGCUUCUACACUUUAUGAUUUACCUUAUACUGAUGAACUUUACAUCCGGGACAUACGAAUGUCCGAACAUGUGCCGGUGUCAUUACAAUGUCACAGUAUCAUGUGAUGCCGGUCUUCAAACAAUCCCCACGGACAUUUCGGAACUCACGAAAUCGUUACAUCUGGCUGGGAAUGUGACCUUACACAACAGUUUUCAGCGUGUUCAGUCAACUGACUUACCAAACCUUGCCGAUCUCCGUCACUUUACAUUCAGUUUUAAUGAUAUAGAGGUUAUUGACAAUUACACUUUUAGAAGAUUUAAAGAACUCAGGCAACUAAAACUAAAUCACAACAAUAUCAAACAGAUCGGACCAGCAACAUUCACCGGACUCGCAAAAUUGGAAGUUCUAGACUUAUCUGGAAAUUCAGGUAUUAAAAUCCUCGAUGGUACUUUCCGGGAACUUCCUGCGCUUCAGGAACUGUAUCUAGGAGAAAUUAACUUACUGGAAAUAGACUUGCAUGUUUUUGACUGUUUAAAUGUUUUAAAAGUCUUGGACAUACAUGGUAAUUCAAUCAAGAAUCUUGGAACAGAGCACAUGAGUUUAUUUCCUGCAUUGAAAGUACUGGAUAUUUCCUCAAACUCACUGACAGCGUUAGAUGAAAAAGUAUGGGAAUCUAUGUCCAAACUACAAACAGUAUACAUUGGCCUUAACUCGUGGCAAUGCAAUUGUCAGGUAAAAAACCUAAAGAAUUCUCCAGCACUCAGAAACAUCACAGACGCGCUCAUUUGUGCCGGGCCGAGCCGACUUCAAUAUAUGCCACUUUCGCACGUCCUUGAUUCCAGCUUAAAAUGUCAGCCACCGAAAAUCAUUGACUGUGACAAAAUUUCGUCAAAGUUAACGACGGGGGAUGGAUUUCAAAUUACAUGCAAUAUAUCUGGUGAUCCUUUCCCAUAUGUAGAGUGGAAAACUCCCAGCGGAGACCUGCUGUAUCCCUACAAUUCCACGUUAGGAUCAUUUUCUGUGUUUGAAAAUGGAUCGUUACAUGUAUUUCCAAUCUCAUCGGCAGACAGUGGCAGUUGGACAUUGAAAGUAUCGAACCCAGAAGGUAUAGUUGAGAGAGACUUCAAAGUUGAUAUUCAAGUUAAUGCACCAAUGACGAUUCCAUCAACACCCACUAAAACAGCGACGGGAAGUCGACAUUGGAUGAAUACACUGUCGCCAACUAUACAAACCACAGGGAGGAAAAGGGGUACAUCGGCACCAACCACCAACAGCCAUACAACGUCAAGAAACCCUACAGCACCAUUGUUUUCAACGCAACAUAUCGCUUCUGCGAGGACAGCUCCAACACAGAUUCCUUUCACAAUUAAACAAACAAACUACAAAACACCUGAACAUCCUAGAACGGCCGAUUUCAAUCACCAAACUUCCCAGGGAUCAUCGGAGAGUGGCUGGGGUUAUACGGGUAUCAUCGUGGCGUCUGUAGUAGGUGGCUGUAGUUUAAUUGUCAUCACAACUCUGCUGAUACUUCUGUUUAAAUGUGCAUCAGCCAAGAAGAAAGUAGGUACUACUUUUACCGAAAAUACCAGGUCUACACGCCAUCGACGACAGGCGUUUGUGUGAUAAGUAUAUUCUACAACACUGCUUUGAUGAAAGAAAGUCUAUUAAUUUGAAUAUGAAGCGAAUGGAAUAUUAGCAUAGAAUAUUUAGGCAUCGAAUGGUAAAUUUAUCAUUUUUAUACAUAUGUGUGUAUUCAAAUUUUGAUUGUUGGCCAUUGUUCUCUUCCAUUUUCAAUUGCUAACAUUUCAUGUAUAUUACGAUUAUCUUGAUAGUGCCAAACCACUAAAAACAAACAUUGUGUUUUCAAAUUUCUGCCUUCAUUGCAAAUUGUAAUUCUCAUCAUAACACCACAGGAAUUCGGAAAUAAAUGAAAAUGUAUAUUUAAUGUUGUUAUGUUUGAUUAAAUGUAUUAUAUUGUUGUAUACAAAUAUGCAUAAUAUCCUAACCAAAUCAUGUAAUAUAUGCAUAAUCAUAAUGAAUUUUACAUUGUUUUUUUAUAGU
Molecule: messenger RNA, 2243 nt
Organism: Pecten maximus
Lineage: Eukaryota; Metazoa; Mollusca; Bivalvia; Pectinida; Pectinidae
Product: leucine-rich repeat-containing protein 24-like
Exons: 1
Coding region: 195-1805 (536 amino acids)
Molecular function (GO): protein binding
Source: RefSeq, a predicted model, not a curated record